AUGGCUCGGUGUUAUCAUGAUGAACAAGAGUUUAAAUCUGAUGUUGAUAUUGAGGUGGCGAGAGAAGGUGAUAUAUUACAGGAAGGACAAGAUUUAGAUCAGUUUAAAUGUCACAAGAAUCCUGGCCAUUCAGGGUUUAUCCCAUUUAAAGAUUUAACAUUGGAAGAUUUACCAGAAGAAGUAAGAAGUAUAGAGACGUUAGAGAGUGUUAAAACAAGGGGAAAAUAUGUUGCAAGAUUGGUGGUAGAUAAAAUAAGAAAUGGAAGAUGGGUAAAGGAAGCAGGGACAGGGUAUGUCCAUUCUGAUGGUAAAGAAUUUUGUAUUCAAACCAAUAACCAUAUCGUUAAAACGGACGAGGAAGUUAAAAAUUGUACUGUCCAGUUUUUCUAUGAUUCUCACGACGAGUCAAAUGUAUUGACUUGUAGAGGAGUGGAACUUGUAUACACAUGUCCUUUUAGAGAUCUCUCAUACUUUUUGUUCGAUCCUGUACCUGAUUUUGUAUAUCAACUGGACGUUAUAGACCCCCUCCUUUCCUCUUCAUCAAUUAUUAUAAUGUACAGCAAUAAUAACAUUGAACAAUAUCGCACCGAGCUCUAUUUUAAGUCACCAAAACUUGUUUAUUAUACUUCUGAAAAUUUGAACAAUCCUCAGAUUGAAAUGGUAUUCAUUACUUUGGAUGACAAUACAAUCAGUUAUCUAAAAAGCUCUUAUUUUAAAUUUCAAUCGAUUCCUUCCAAUAUACAGGAGUUAACUCGUAUUGAAAUUCAUAUAGAUGAGGAUGAUGGUAAUAGUAGAGUGAUACCAGGUGAUGUUGUAAAAUUUAGUAAUGAUUAUGUUGUUAAUAUCUCCGAAUCAAUUUUCCAAGAUGAAGUUAAGAAAUGUAGAUUAGUGUGGAAUGGUGAAGUUAUUGCUCAAGGUACGCGAUUGUAUUUUCAACAAGUUAAAUCUAGAGAGUUUUUCAGUGAUAUGGAUGAUGAUGAUUUAGAAGAAACUGUUCAACAGGCUUCUCCUAAUAUUUGGUUAUUUGAUUUUUAUCCUCUACCGAAAGUAAUAGAGCAGUAUAAUGAGACUGUCAAUAAUAAUACAUCUACAUGUGAUACUUUAUGUUGUAUUGGUCAUCCUCAUGGUGGAAUCAAAAUGGUUACAUUCGGACGAUUUAUCGGGCGAUCACCAGAACGGUUUGAUUUCCAUGGAAGACGUAUAACACAACCAGGAACAGACUGUCAAUGUAAGGAAGUUAGCUGUGUAAAAUAUUCGUGUAAAACUUGUCCAGGUUCUAGUGGAUCUCCAGUAUUUAUACCUGAACGAAAAUACAACACGAUUAGUAAUAUUAGUCAUUUUAUGGGUGAAAGAGUAAAAGCGUUAUUGCCAAAUGGUACAUCAACCAAUGGUCAUCUGCCCUCCACAAUUGCUUGUCAACUUCAACUGAUAGAAUCUGAAGCUAUUGACGACGAACGUAAUACAUGUAUAAAUAUUUUACGAGAUACAGUUAUAUAUGAUUCUGCUCUGAAUGCUAUUGCUAAAUGCAGGUUAGAACCAUCAUUACCACUCAAGCAAACUGAUAUCGGCGACGAUGAAUAUCCUUUAGAUGAAUCAGUUCGUGAUCCAGAUUGGGGGCCUACCUCAAGUGCUGAAGAUGACAAGCAAGCGCACUUUAUUACAAAACCAAAUUAG
Messenger RNA from Lottia gigantea (owl limpet), 1674 nucleotides. RefSeq lists its product as hypothetical. The transcript is spliced from 2 exons. NCBI's taxonomy places the organism in Eukaryota, Metazoa, Mollusca, Gastropoda, Lottiidae. The coding region runs from base 1 to 1674 and encodes 557 amino acids. The record is from RefSeq and is a predicted model, not a curated record.